CGGUUUCGUAGUCUAGUAGUAGUAAGAGUAGUGUCUUGGUGGAAGUUGUUUGUUAGUUCCAAGCAGCCAUGGGUGAACAACCUGCUGGGUAUGGAGACGUUUCUGUCACAUUUACGCUCAAUGGUCAGCUCCAAAAAGUAUCGUCAGUGCCUGGAGAUAUGUCCCUCAACACAUAUAUUAGGGAGUGCGCCAAAUUGAAGGGUACCAAGUUCAUGUGCCAAGAAGGAGGAUGUGGCAUCUGCAUUGUCAGUCUACAGUUUACACACCCUGUCACUGGGCAAGAAAGAGUGGUCUCUGUGAAUUCGUGCAUGUUUCCUGUCCUCGCCUGCCAUGGUCUCAGAGUGACCACUGUGGAAGGAAUCGGAAGCAGGAAGACAGGGUAUAAUGAGAUACAGAGCAGACUAGCUCACUUCUACGGUACCCAGUGUGGUUACUGUUCUCCAGGAUGGGUUAUGAGCAUGUACAGUUUUCUCAAGGGCAAUCCCAAUGCGACAAUGAAAGAAAUAGAAGAUUCGUUCUCAGGAAAUGUCUGUCGCUGCACCGGAUAUAGACCGAUUCUCGACGCCUUCAAAUCAUUUGCCUCUGACCGAAGCGUCGACCUGCAAAACAAACUGACCGAUAUUGAGGAUAUUCUAAAAGUAUGUCGGAAAAGUGGAACUACUUGUCAUGGACAAUGUAAACUGGACAAAUCAAAAAGAGACCCGUACGGCUGUGGGGAGAAGAACUGCGAAGAGAACUAUGACAUUGAGUUCCUGGAAGUGGCGCUCGCCUCGCCGUCACUGAGACUCGAACUCCGGGGUGGCACUCAGUGGUUCAAAGUGUCUCACGUGGAUGAGAUAUUUGAGAUCUUUGAUAUGAUAAAUGGAACCUACAGGCUUGUCGGCGGAAAUACUUCUAUUGGCAUACUGAAGGGUCUCCCAGCACCUGAUGUGUUCAUUGAUGUAAACAGAGUGAGCUUCCUGAAAGCUCAUUCAUUUUCCUUCAACAGUCUGCAAGUUGGAGCGAACACAACAUUAACGGACGCUAUCACGUUGUUUCGAGCUGUCGCUGUGGAAAAACCUGCCAAAUUCUCGUAUACAGCUCAGUUGGCUAAGCAUAUUGAGAGAGUGGCGAACACGCCUGUUAGAAACGUAGGAACACUUGCAGGUAACUUGUCUAUUAAACACGCAUCAAGAGAAUUCCGAUCUGAUAUCUUCCUGAUACUAGAGGCUGUUGGGGCCAAACUAUAUAUUAGAGGUCAAAGUGAAUCUGUCCAAUUACUCUCCCUGCCAGAAUACUUGGAGACCAACAUGUACAAGAAGGUGAUCCUGCAAAUUGUCCUUCCUCCAAUGGACUCAAGCACAAACGUUGUGAAAACAUACAGGGUAACACCUAGAGCCCAGAACGCAAUAGCCUAUGUAAACGCCGGGUUCAGAUUCAAUGUGAACAGGAAAGAUGGAUUUAGAUUGUUGGACCAACCUACCAUCGUCUUUGGAGGCAUAAAUCCAUUAUUUAUCCACGCUGAAACCACAGAAAAAUAUCUAGUAGGCAGAAGACUACUAGAUGUGUCUACCUUGCAGACUGCCCUCAGUAUACUGGGAAAGGAAGUACAGCCAGACUACCGACUGCCAGACUCUAGACCAGAGUACAGGAGAGGGCUUGCUCAAUCUCUAUUUUAUAGGGUAGUCCUGAGCCUAAACCCCAACAGUGUGAGAGCCCAGUUCCGCAGUGGAGGAGAAGAUAUCACGAGACCAUUGUCUUCAGGCAAACAGGAGUUUGACACUGACAGUUCUAGACCUCCUCUCUACCAGCCGUUCCCCAAACUGGAAUCACUCAUUCUAUGUUGUAUAUCCAGUGGAGGAGAAGAUAUCACGAGACCAUUGUCUUCAGGCAAACAGGAGUUUGACACUGACAGUUCUAGACCUCCUCUCUACCAGGCGUUCCCCAAACUGGAAUCACUUAUUCAAUGUUCCGGUGAAGCAGAGUAUAUUUUUGACAAACCAAUAGUUGCCUGUGACUUGCAUGCAGCCUUCGUCAUCACAAAACAUGGACCUGCAGUGUUGGCUGGCUUAGACCCGUCUCGAGCACUUAAAGUUCCCGGAGUAGUUGCUUUCUUCUCAGCCAAAGACAUUCCUGGGGCGAAUAUAUUUACCCCAAAACAUGCUGUUAUACCGGAGAACGAGCAGCUGUUCGCUGACAAGAAUAUUCAGUUUGCUGGACAAUCUGUUGGCUUGGUGGUGGCCGUCACGCAGGAGCUGGCGGACGCUGCUGCAGAUCUGGUGCAGAUACAUUACAAAUCCAAGGUGAAGCCAGUCCUGGACUUGCGGGAGAUCGUGAAAAACAACAUGACAGAGAGGAUAUUCCUCAAAGCUGAGCAGGAUGCGGCAGCUGUCAAACCUGAUGUAAAGAAGAUUGUUCGAGGAGACUUUAAAAUGAACGAACAAUACCAUUUUGCUCUUGAGAUGCUGACCUGCCUCUCGGUGCCGACAGAAGAUGGCCAGGAGCUGGAUGUCUUCUGUACCACACAGUGGCAAGCGGCGGUCCAUGAGGCGAUCUCUUUAUUGCUCAACAUCCCUCAGAACAGAAUUAACAUGAGAUUACGUCGGCUUGGUGGAGCCUAUGGUGGCAAGUUGACACGCGGAAACUUUGUCGGAGGGGCCUGUAGCCUGGCCGCCUAUCUUCUGCAGAGGCCUGUCCGUAUGGUGGUCAAGCUUGAGACAAUGUUCGAGACGAUCGGAAAGAGAGAUCCUUGUUUGUUUUACUAUGAAGCAGGAGUUAAUGAUGAAGGGGAGAUUCAAUACCUCAAUACCAGAGUGUAUAUAGAUGCAGGGUCUACGUUCAAUGAUCCCAUUAUACAAUACGUAUUUUCUGGUUAUACAAACGUCUACGAUUCGAGCACUUGGUCAACUAAAAUGUAUGAUGUCAGGACUGACAAACCGAGCAACGUCUGGGCCAGAGGACCGGGAAAUUUAGAGGGAGUUGCAAUUCCUGAGAUCAUCAUGGAUCACAUAGCGCAUGAAGUGGAUAAAGACCCUUUGUCUGUGAGAAUGAUAAAUUUUAAUAAGGAAUAUCCCAUACAGGGGUUGGUCGACAUGCUAAAACAGAAGUCUGAUCUUGAGUCUCGUAAACAAGCUGUUGAACAGUUUAACAAAAAAAAUGUUUGGAAAAAACGAGGAAUAUCCUUGGUACCGAUGAGAUUUUUUAUAGCAACGAUAGGUGCAUACCACGCAACGAUCUCAGUGUACAGCAAGGACGGGUCAGUGGCUAUCAGUCAUGGAGGGAUCGAAAUUGGCCAAGGAAUAAAUACUAAGGCUGCCCAGGUGUGCGCUUCGGCUCUGCGCAUCCCUCUCAACACGGUAGUGGUCAAGCAGACAGAUAUCUUCGUUUCGCCCAACAACCUGGCUUCGGCGGCUAGUAUUGUUACUGAGAGCGUCUGUCUUGCAGUGGAAAGGUGUUGUGAGGAAUUAAACAGAAGACUGGAACCUAUCAGAGCUGCAGGAGAAUACCGGACUUUUGCGGAUCUCAUACAAGCUGCUUACUUGGCCGAUAUCGAUCUCAAAGUUUCCUAUCUGUUCGCUCCAAAUCAGGGAGAUCUAAAACAGUACAAUGUAUAUGGAGCAAGUGUCUUGGAGGUUGAAGUUGACAUUUUAACUGGAGAGCACAAGAUAAUUCGCGUUGACAUCCUAGAAGAUGCGGGCAAGAGCUUGAACCCUUUUGUCGACAUAGGACAGAUCGAAGGAGCAUACAUCAUGGGGCUGGGCUACUGGACAUCUGAAGAACUGAUCAAGGACCCCAAUACUGGGAGAACAUUGACUAAUCGGACUCUGAAAUAUGAAAUACCAGGAGCUAAAGAUAUUCCAGUCGAUCUCAGAGUUUACAUUCUCAAAAACGGCGAUAAUCCUCUAGGAAUUCUGAGAAGCAAAGCUGUGGGAGAGCCACCAAUAUGUACUACAUGUUCAAUAAUGUUCGCUAUAAAACAAGCUCUCAGAUCAGCCCGUGAAGAUUUCCGCCUGCCCAACGAGUGGCUCGCAAUCGAUGCACCAUUUACAGCAGAAAAAAUAUUUUUGUCCUCUGGCAUAGAUAAAAAUAAAUAUUUACUCCAAUGA
This is a messenger RNA of Homalodisca vitripennis (glassy-winged sharpshooter), 4085 nucleotides long. Its product is annotated as xanthine dehydrogenase 1-like. The transcript is spliced from 28 exons. The record is from RefSeq and is a predicted model, not a curated record. The coding region runs from base 69 to 4085 and encodes 1338 amino acids. NCBI's taxonomy places the organism in Eukaryota, Metazoa, Arthropoda, Insecta, Hemiptera, Cicadellidae. Gene Ontology annotation, molecular function: 2 iron, 2 sulfur cluster binding; FAD binding; oxidoreductase activity.